Messenger RNA from Lithohypha guttulata, 2010 nucleotides. RefSeq names its product Hsp70 ATPase ssc1 (gene SSC1). NCBI's taxonomy places the organism in Eukaryota, Fungi, Ascomycota, Eurotiomycetes, Chaetothyriales, Trichomeriaceae. Gene Ontology annotation, cellular component: cytoplasm; mitochondrion. The transcript is spliced from 3 exons. The record is from RefSeq and is a predicted model, not a curated record. Gene Ontology annotation, biological process: protein folding. Gene Ontology annotation, molecular function: ATP-dependent protein folding chaperone; ATP binding. The coding region runs from base 1 to 2010 and encodes 669 amino acids.
AUGCUCGCAUCAAGGUUGCUGCGCUCGGCGCCGCGCUCAUCGGUUCUUCCUCGAUUCUCACGCACGAGUCCUUCGAUCUUCACAAGAUAUGCCUCUACAAAUCCUGACACGAGUACUGAGAAGGUUAAGGGUCAGGUUAUAGGAAUAGAUCUUGGUACCACGAACAGUGCCGUCUCGAUUAUGGAAGGAAAAACGCCUCGUAUCAUAGAGAAUGCCGAAGGAACUCGAACGACGCCAUCCGUGGUUGCUUUCACAGAAGGGGGUGAACGUCUUGUGGGUGUAUCCGCCAAACGCCAGGCCGUGGUCAACCCAGAGAACACUCUCUUUGCCACAAAACGAUUGAUUGGCCGAAAGUAUACAGAUCCCGAGUGCCAGAAAGACAUUAAAGAAGUGCCAUACAAGAUCGUUCAGCACACAAACGGCGAUGCUUGGGUCGAGGCUCGUGGACAGAAAUACUCCCCGUCCCAAAUUGGUGGCAUGGUCUUACAAAAGAUGAAGGAAACAGCGGAGGCAUAUCUUGGUAAACCAGUCAAGAAUGCUGUCGUAACUGUUCCUGCAUAUUUCAACGAUCAGCAGCGUCAAGCUACCAAGGAUGCCGGUCAAAUCUCAGGUCUCAAUGUUCUUCGUGUGGUCAACGAGCCUACUGCCGCCGCCCUUGCUUAUGGUCUUGAGAAGGAAGCCGACAGAACCAUCGCAGUCUUCGAUUUGGGUGGCGGCACGUUCGACAUCUCGGUGUUGCAGAUCAGCGCCGGUGUGUUCGAGGUGAAGUCCACAAACGGUGAUACCCAUCUAGGCGGUGAGGAUUGGGAUAUUACGCUGGUGCGACACAUCGUCCAGAACUUCAAGAAAGAUUCCGGCAUCGAUCUAUCCAACGACAGAAUGGCUGUCCAGCGAAUCCGAGAAGCUGCUGAGAAGGCCAAAAUCGAGCUUUCGUCCUCCUCGCAAACUGACAUUAACCUGCCCUUUAUCACAGCCGAUGCUUCGGGACCAAAGCACAUCAACAUGAAGAUGACUCGAUCUCAGCUCGAGCAGCUUGUUGAUCCGCUUCUCUCGAGAACUGUUGAACCUGUUCGAAAAGCCCUCAAGGAUGCAGGCAUGUCCGCCAAGGAAAUUGACGAAGUUAUCCUCGUUGGCGGCAUGACCCGUAUGCCCAAGGUCACUGAAUCCGUCAAGAACAUCUUCGGCCGAGAGCCUGCUAAAUCCGUCAACCCUGAUGAAGCCGUUGCCAUGGGCGCUGCUAUUCAAGGCGCUGUUCUGGCUGGCGAGGUUAUGGAUGUCUUGCUCCUCGAUGUUACCCCAUUGUCUCUUGGUAUUGAGACGCUGGGAGGUGUCUUUACCCGACUGAUUAACCGAAACACAACCAUCCCAACCAAGAAGUCUCAAAUCUUCUCUACUGCUGCAGAUUUCCAGACCGCUGUGGAGAUCAAGGUAUACCAGGGCGAGCGUGAGCUUGUCCGAGACAACAAGCUACUUGGCAACUUCCAGCUUGUUGGUAUUCCACCAGCUCACAGAGGUGUCCCACAAAUUGAGGUAACUUUCGACAUCGACGCAGACUCUAUCGUCCACGUUCACGCCAAGGACAAGUCUACAAACAAGGAUCAAUCUAUCACCAUCGCCUCUGGCUCAGGUCUGUCAGACUCUGAGAUCGAGAACAUGGUCAGUGACGCUGAGAAGUUCGGUGCAGCUGACAAGGAGCGAAAGGCGGCCAUUGAGGCUGCCAACCGUGCUGACAGUGUCCUGAACGAUACUGAGAAAGCGCUUAAGGAGUUUGAAGACAAGCUCGACAAGGCCGAGGCUGAUCAAAUUCGAGAGAAGAUCACUUCUCUCCGCGAAUACGUCGCCAAAAAUCAGAGUGGCGAGGGCACCGCCACUGCUGAGGAGAUGAAGCAGAAGAUCGACGAGCUCCAAACCAGCGCGCUCACAUUAUUCGACAAAAUGCACAAGGCACGAGGAGAGAGCCAACAAACCCCACCACCAGGUAGCGAGCAACAGGGCGAGAACAAGUCGUAA